Messenger RNA from Mugil cephalus (flathead mullet), 7938 nucleotides. It is a transcript of the gene phlpp1, whose product is annotated as PH domain and leucine rich repeat protein phosphatase 1. The transcript is spliced from 17 exons. Lineage: Eukaryota; Metazoa; Chordata; Actinopteri; Mugiliformes; Mugilidae. Bases 1295 to 6628 code for a protein of 1777 amino acids. The record is from RefSeq and is a predicted model, not a curated record. Gene Ontology annotation, molecular function: protein binding.
AAAUUCACUAGAUCCCAAACUGAUCCCCUCAACCCAUGGGACCCAAAGGUCCCCACUAACAAACAGUCUGUGGCCAGACACCACAGGUCGCCCUCAGAAGGCCCAUGUUAAAUUGCAAAUGUUCUGGAGUUCACCUCAAAAAUACUUAUUUUAAACUUUAUUUUUCUAUUAUUAUUAUUAUUCCUGUCAGCGUUUUUAGACGAUGACGGUGGCAGCAACAAUUCGCAUAACCAGAAAGUGUGACCUGAAUAAACAUGAAACCGCUGUUCUUCCUCUUGCACGGGGUCGCGGCCAAAACAAAAUAAAUAGAAAAAAAAAAACACACAUUUGCGGUUUGCUCCACUAGAUGGCGAGAAAUACAAUAGAAUAAAAGCACGUACGCCGAACCUUGUGAAAUGGCGUCCCGAUGAGAUGGUGCCGAAGUUAUUUGCCUCGUCACCACUAGUCUAAAAUAAUUAGACCUGUGAAGAAGCUUUAUUUUACGAACGCAACGGAAUUUGGGAGGUGGGGGGGAGACAUUACAUUAACCGCAACGUGUGCUGUUAACUGGGGCUGCUGAAAGUUUUCUCACAUGGCUACGCAACAGUUGACGCCGGCAUCUCGCUUUUUUUUUUUUUUUUAGCUGCGUGUUGGUUCAUUUAUCUCUGUGACUGUCUUCCCCGCUGUUCGAGCGGAGCAGCAGAGAUAACACAACACCAGGCGGAGGACGCGCUUCGCAAGAGAACGCCACACAUUUUAUAGGAGCUAUGUUUACGCCUCUCAUCUGUUCGCCGCCUCACUCGACUGAAUCUCCCGCGAAGCCCCUUGGGAAGUGUAGUUAAGACGCCGCUCCUUCCUGGCGGCGGCGACUCCGGAUCUCGCGCCGGCGCAAUACGCUUCCCACAAUCCACCGCGUUGUUGUUAGCGACCCCAUCUUGUGUCCUCCUCAUGAAUAUAUAUCAGCCAGCAUUUGCGUAGGAGGUCGGCCGACGUUCAUUUCAUAUUCCAGCGCUGUAUUCUGGUCUAAAUGGGACGCACAGUCACGUCUCCGCCCUGAUCUGUCCCCGCGCGCCCAGCCUCUUCCCAGCGAAUGUAAUCAGUAAAAUGUUUUUUCUGGAGCAGUGGAGGAGACUCCGACAUGGAAAGGGAGGCGAGAAGUGAAUGACUACUCGCAGGAUAACUCGGCAACACCGCCCAGUUGGCGGACAUUUACACCGCGGUGGGCACGCAGUCGGGCUUUUAAAUGUAGAGGUUUUAGGCGAAACCAAGUGCGCACCGUUAUUUAUUUAGAGUGGGGGACUUUUCAUUGGCGGGGAUGGAAAGUGUGCAGGCUGUCGCGGAGGAUGGCGCGUCGGAUGGAGGCGCGACCAAGUUAAUGAAGAAGCCCAGCGGACUGUCUGUCGCCCGGGGGACUCCGGCGGAUGAUGGCGGUGGACAUUUGGCACCCUCCCGCGUAGAGGCAAAGAACGGGAAUAGCCUCUCUCAUUCCGCCUCCACAGCGGGGUCGAGUGCGUCAAACCGAGCCGCGGCGUCUAAUGGCCGGGGCUCGUCCAGCAACUCCAGCUCUCUCCUGUUGAGACGGAGGCGCUUGAAGAGGAACCUCUCCGCCGCAGCUGCAGCCACCACCGCCGCCUCAGCUGUCACCGCCGCCUGCGGCGCGAAGAUGAACUCGGCCCUGUCCUCUGCGUCUUUGCAUACUCGGAGCCUGGACAGGAAGACCCUGCUGAAGCACCGGCAGAACAUGCAGCUGCAGCCCGCCGAUCGCGAGUGGGUGAGAGCGGAUCUCCACCGGGGCUCCAUACACGUCCACGACAGACUGACGCCCUCAUAUCCCAGGCCGGUCCUUUGCACUAUGGACACCACAGCCGGCGAGGUGGCGCACCGACUGAGUAAACUCUGCAGCAAGUCGGGCUCCGUCAUGCGCAUUUUUUGUAAAGACAGCUCCAAAACUGACCAAAAUGGCAACUGCAAUGUGAAGUACGACUAUGAUGAUAAUCAACGCCAGGUGAAAGAGGACUCGAGUAUAAAGUGCAGCCACCUGACUCCCCUGGAAUCCACAGAAUUACUGAGCAAUCCGACCACCGACCGGCUGAGACUGUUGCUCAUGGAGAACGCAGGUGACAGGGAAAAGCAACAGGACAUUGACGGGAAACUUUUCACCUCGGAAUCAGAGUCCCAAGACAACAUAACCUGUUCACUGUCAGACUUAAACUCCAACUCCAACAUGGAUACCCCCAACGACGACGACUCAGAGCACAGGAACGGCGCGGACAGCUAUGGAUUAAACUCAGGCUCAGAUGUGGAGAGCAGUGCAUUUGAUGACCUUAGCUCGGGGGCCCGGCUCAGCGAGCACAGGGACUCCCUCAGCGACGACAUGAUCCUGGGGACAGAGGCGUCCAUCCUCAGCCCCUCGUUUGACAGUGCCACGGAGGGCCACGACAUAUAUGGCAGCUCCUCGGACGAGCUGGAGCUCGACUGUCCCACGUCCGGCGCAGGCAUGGACCACGCCAAUGGCAUCACUGCUGUCACUGCCAGCUACAAGCAGUGCAGCGUGGGACAUUUAAACGACAUGACAAACAACAUGGGGCCGGACAGCAGACUCAGCCCGCACGGCCUGGGCAGCCUGCCACCCAGCAGCAGUGCCGGCUCAUUGACAAGAGCCUGUUCCACAGGUAACACACCUGACACCCAAGAUCCAGAGUGUGGUCAAGGUGGUGUGAAGUCGGGGCCGACAGCGCAUCACAACGGAGAUUCCUGUGACUCCGGCCCCACACUGUAUGUUCAACUGCACGGUGAAGCUGUCAGGAGGCUUAGCCCAGAUGAGAGGCCUCUGCAGAUCCAGAAUGACUUUCUCUUUAAGCUUGGAUUUAAGGACCCGUGGAGAGUUCAAGAGGAAGGGCUUAACACGGAAAUUGGCUCCCUGUUACGCUUUUAUGCAGGGAAGCCGCAAACCAUCGAGUGCUCCGAGCGGGUCCAGUUGUCUGGGACCUACAACGUCCGGAAAGGGAAACUCCAGCUACCGGUCAACCGCUGGACCAGACGGCAGGUCAUCCUGUGCGGCACCUGCCUCAUCGUGUCCUCUGUGAAAGAGAGCCAGACGGGGAAGAUGCACAUCCUGCCACUCAUUGGAGGAAAAGUGGAGGAGGUGAAGAAGCACAAUCACUGCUUGGCCUUCAGCUCGGCGGGGCCUCAGAGUCAGACCUACUACGUCAGCUUUGACAGCUUCACGGAGCACCUGCGAUGGCACAGACACGCUGCCAAGAUGGUCUCCCAGAGAAUCAACUCGGUGGAUCUGUCCUGCUGCAGUCUGGAGCAUCUCCCUCCGAACCUCUUCUACAGCCACGACCUCACUCACCUGAACCUCAAACACAACUUCCUGCCGGCAGACCAGCGCCUGCAGCAGCUGCAGAGGUUUUCUCGUUUACGGAGCCUCAACCUAUCCAACAACCACCUUGGCCAGUUCCCCCUGGCCAUCUGUGACAUCCCCACUCUGACGGAGGUCAACCUCAGCUGUAACUACCUGGCCUCUGUCCCCGGCUCUGUGGGUGCCAUGACCAACCUCCAGACCUUCCUGUUAGACGGAAACAGUCUAAAUGACCUCCCCGGUGAGCUGGGUUCCCUCCAGAGGCUGAGUUACCUGGGUCUUUCCUUCAACCAGUUCAACCACGUGCCCCAGGUGCUGGAGCGCUUGACCUCCAUGGAGAAGCUGUGCAUGGCCGGCAACCACCUCGAAACGCUCACCCUGCAGAACUUCAGGCUGCUCCACGUCAAACACAUCGAUCUAAGGUUGAAUAAGAUCUCCAUCAUGGUGCCAGAUGAGCCGGACCUGCUGCGGCACGUGACCCAGCUGGAUGUGAGGGAUAACAGGCUGACUGACCUGGAUGCGUCGGUCUUUCCCCGACUGGAGGUGCUUCACUGCGAGAGGAAUCACAUCGCCAGCCUCCGGGCCAAGGGUUGCUUGCUCAAAGGCAUAUACGCCUCCAACAACGAGCUGCGACAAUUGGAUGUCAGUCCCUUGCCCUCCAAUCUCAGCUACAUGGAUAUCUCGAGGAACCAUAUGGAGUCCCUGCCAGACUGGCUGUGUGAAGCAAAGAAACUGGAAGUCCUGGACGUGAGCCACAACCUCAUCGCCGAGCUCCCUGCGCGGUUGUUAUGCAGCAACAGCCUGAGGAAGUUGAGCGCAGGACACAACCAGUUGCAGAAGCUGCCCGAAAGAGUGGAGCGCCCUCUGCUGGAGGUUUUGGAUGUACAGCACAAUCAAUUGGUGGAGCUGCCCUGCAGUCUGUUCCUCAAAUCUGACAGCUUACGAAGCGUAAACGCGUCGGCCAAUAAGCUGGAGCACCUGCCUCCAUCCAGUCUGUCAGACGAAAGCCACAGCAUCCUGCAGGAACUCUACCUGACCAACAACAGGCUGACGGACAAGUGUGUGCCCAUGCUUACAGGACAUACGCACCUGCGAGUUUUGCACAUGGCCUACAACCAUCUCCAGACCUUCCCCGCCAGUAAAAUGGCCAAGUUGGAGGAGCUGGAGGAGGUGGACCUGAGCGGAAACAUGCUCAAGACGGUCCCCACCACAAUUAUGAACUGCCGGCGGAUGCACACACUCAUCGCCCACUCCAACGCAAUUGAGGUCUUUCCGGAGGUCAUGCAGCUGAUGGAGAUGAAAUGCGUGGAUCUGAGCUGCAAUGAGCUGAGUGAGAUCACGCUGCCGGAGAACAUGCCUCCGAAGCUGCAGGAGCUGGACCUCACGGGAAACCCUCGCCUCAACCUGGACCACAAGACCCUGGAGCAGCUUAAUAAUAUUCGCUGCUUCCGCAUUGAUCCGCCGCCGACCUUCUCGUCGAACGAGGCAUCCGGUGGGCCUGCUGUGUGGAGCCAUGGUUACACAGAGGCCUCGGGCGUCAAGAACAAGCUCUGUGUUGCGGCCCUAUCGGUAAACAGUUUCUGCGGGAGUCGUGAAGCUCUCUACGGCGUGUUUGAUGGUGACAGGAACGUGGAAGUGCCCUACCUUUUGCAGUGCACGAUGAAUGACGUGCUGGCGGAAGAACUACACAAGACCAAAAGCGAAGAGGACUACAUGACCAACACCUUCCUCGUCAUGCAAAGGAAACUUGGGACCGCGGGACAGAAACUGGGCGGCUCAGCAGCUCUGUGUCACAUCCGGCACGACCCCACGGACCCCGGCGGCUGCUUCACCCUCACGGCCGCCAACGUUGGCAAGUGCCAGGCCAUCCUGUGCCGUGACGGGAAGCCUUUGUCCCUGUCCCUGCUUCACAAUGUAGGGCUUGAGGAAGAGUACCGCAGGAUCCGGCAGCACAGGGCUAUCGUCACUGAGGACAACAAGGUGAACGGCGUGACGGAUUCGACGCGAAUCAUGGGCUACUCCUUCCUCUACCCCUCCGUCAUCCCUUGCCCCUACGUGCAGACGGUCACUCUCACCUCUCAGGACGAGUUCUUCAUUCUGGGCAGCCGCGGCCUGUGGGACGCCGUGUCUCCGACCGAAGCCGUGGAGGCCGUCCGGAACGUCCCCGACGGCCUGGCCGCCGCCAAGAAGCUCUGCACGCUGGCGCAGGGUUACGGCUGCACCGACAGCCUCAGCGCCGUGGUGGUCCAGCUCAGCGUGAGCGAGGACUGCUGCUCCUGCUGCUGCUCCGAGCCUCCGCAGCCGCCGCCCAGCCCCGGCCUGGGCCCGUAUCCCUCGUCGUCCUCCGGCAUCAAGGAGCGGCCCUCGGACGGCUCCCUCCCCGUGCCCCCCUCCUCCUGCAGCGAAAUCAGCAGCGAGAUCAGCACCAGCGAGAUGAGCAGCGAGGUGGGCUCCACCGCCUCCUCCGAUGAACCCCCGCAGAGCUCCCUGGUGCUGCUGCAGGAGCAGCCCCACCACCCUCACCUCCACCUGCACCACCCGGCCCACCUGCUGUCCCUGCAGCACCAGCAGACCCACGCCGCGACCCAGCCCUGCCAGUACCUGUUCCCGGGCUCGGAGCUACCCUCCGCCCGCAGUUGCUGCGCCCUCCACCCUGCCUGCUUGGCUGGCUCCUUUCAGAGGCAGCUCUCCAGUGCCACUUUCUCCAGCGCCUUGUCCGACAACGGGCUGGAUAGCGAGGAUGAAGAGCCCAUCGCCGGCGUCUUCUCCAACGGGAGCCGCGUGGAGGUGGAGGCAGACGUCCACUGCCUGAAAGGAGAGUCCUCCUCCUCCCCUUCGCCUCAAACACCAGCACCCGCAUCCUCCAGCCAGGAACGCACCCAGCUCACCCUCCCCCCACCUCCUCCACCUCCACCGUGCACCCCGGAGCCUCUAGAGGAGGGAGUCGACCAAGGAGAGGCCGAGAACGGGCUUGAGAGAGAUGAGUCCUGGCAGAGCGUCGGAGCGGGAGGCGAUGGAGCGAAGCUGGCAGGCAAGAGGAGGGUGAACGGGUCCGUGGCUCGCCAGGAAAAGAGUCACAACCUCAUCGAGGUGGCGGCCGACGCUCCCUCUAAGAAAUCCGGGGGUUACUUCACAGCUCCGGCGCAGCCCGACCCGGACGACCAGUUCAUCAUCCCCCCCGAGCUGGAGGAGGAGGUGAAGGAGAUCAUGAAGCAGCAUCAGCAAAAACAGCAGAAGCCGCCGGGGGCCGACCAACCCACGGACUAUUACGACACCCCUCUCUGAACGGCGAGAGCGGCCCCGCGUCCUUCGCGCCACCGUAACCACUCUGAUGUCCACACAAAGACACACAAAGAAAUGGAGGCUGCGAAGUGCACACGAAAAAGUUUCGUCCGGCUUUUUCCGAGCGGCCUCAUCAUUGGAGAAACGUGCACUGCAACCGCUCCACCCGAACUCAUAGAAUGAAACAAGCAAAUGAGCCCUUUAAUGAUACUCAACCCUUUUGAAUAGCCUGGACACAGCCCCUAGUGUUCAUGGUCGUGCCCUUCUCGCAGACCGUGGAACGUUAUUUUUAGACAACCAGCUGAGUAUGUAAUCAACACUAGUCUCUUUGCAAUAGCAUUAGCCACAACACUUGUUAAUAUGGAUAGCAAUUCCAUGGUUUGUUUAUUUGUUUGUUUGUUUGUUUGUUUUGUAAGAACUUACCAUAUCUUUUAAUGUGAAAGCAGUGAAGUUGCUGAAAGAACUUUUUAAAAACAGAGACACAUAUUCUUUUUAUUAUCAGUAAAAUAUGUUGAAUGGUACACCAUUAAUACCACACCUAACUGUUGUAGAUAGGGCACUUAAAAUACUGUAUUUCUUCAGUAAAUCAUGGCUCUUGGCCUGUAAAAUGGCAUAGAAUUUUUUUGUAGAAAUUUGCAAUACUAACUCCUAGGAGUUGCAUACUCUUUAUGGUGACUCAGUCACUUUUACUAAUCUUCUCUGAGAGAAAUGGUGAUUUUUUUUUUCCAAUGAUUGUAAAUAAGAGAAAUGUUGUAUACUGAUGCUUUUAAAAGGAACUGCGUACCUGUAUGUCGGUGAAGGUUUUAGUGGUGGGGAGGAUGUGUUUGUUUGCUGUUUUGGAGGUGACGCCCCCUCCUCCCUUAUCUGAAAAAGUAGACACACACACACACACACACGGACAAGGCCACACACAAACACACCCACACACAAAUGUAAAUGUGCAAUUGCAGGUCGGAAACCCCAACAUUCCAUGCAAUAUAACUACACUACGUUGCUAUGGUUUGCUCCACUUUGUUUAACUGUGAUGUCCUGUAGUCAUCACUGUAUCUAUUGAACACUAAUAUCAACUGAUAUUUGCAUGCACACACACACACACACACACACACACACACACAUACAUACAGACAUAACACAGAAACACACAUACAUGGACACUCACAGGUAAUAUUAGCCCCACCUCCCUCCUACAGUAACUGUUCUCACCGGCAUGACUGUGUCAAGUUCAGUAAUACAAACAAAUAUAUCCACAUGGAAAAGAGACAACACAAAUGUUCCUGUCUUUGGUAUAAUAAAUUUUAAAUUUGUGAAUAUAA